Messenger RNA from Capsella rubella, 2044 nucleotides. RefSeq names its product protein GRAVITROPIC IN THE LIGHT 1. NCBI's taxonomy places the organism in Eukaryota, Viridiplantae, Streptophyta, Magnoliopsida, Brassicales, Brassicaceae. The coding region runs from base 371 to 1765 and encodes 464 amino acids. The transcript is spliced from 2 exons. Gene Ontology annotation, biological process: negative gravitropism; response to red or far red light. The record is from RefSeq and is a predicted model, not a curated record.
GUAAAGUAGAUCGGUUCUUGAAAAGAAAUGGUACUACACACGCAAGUUGUUUAUUCUUCUUCCUUGGACAUUUCUUAAUUGUUUAUUCCUUACAAAUAAAAAACAUUUUCAUUUGUAUAUGAACCACAUUGUCCCCACAACUCUGGAUGAAUCUUUAAGCUGUAUCCACUUGAUAAUCUAGGCAUGCAUCUCUCUCUAUCUCUCCCUCUGCAUAUAUAUUUAUUGCAUACCUCUCUAUCUCUCUCUCUCCUUUGUGGCCAAAAGUGUAGUGUGAAAUAUUAGUGAAACAAUCUCUUCAAGCUUCUUCUCUGCUCUUCAUCUUUUUCUGGUUGUUGUUAACUAAAGAAGUCUAUAAAGUGAAGCUCUAUUAAUGAUGGAGUCUGUGAAACCAAUGGAUGUUGCUUCAGGAAAAGGAAAACUCAGACGCACAUUUGCCAAGGUUAUCAACAUUAAGAAGCUAACCGGUGUUGUUCCAGAAGACAACAAGGUUGAGAGAGUGAAGAAGAGCCAAGAAAAUGUAAAGUUGGAUAAAGAUUUAGUGAAGAAUGCCGCAAAUCUGUCUGAGUCCUUUGACAAGCUGGAAGAAGAGUAUGAGAAAAGGCUUUCCUUGGAAGCACUUCUCGCAAAGGUCUUUGCUACGAUCUCUUCCAUAAAAUCUGGUUAUGCGCAGUUGCAGUAUGCUCAGUCUCCGUAUGAUCCAAAUGGGAUUCAGAAAUCAGACAACUUGGUAGUAGCAGAGUUGAAGACAUUGUCAGAGCUGAAACAGAGCUUCUUGAAGAACCAGCUCGAUCCAAAUCCUGAUAGAACUCUUGUUCUUGCAGAGAUUCAAGAAUUGAGAAGCCUGCUAAAGACUUAUGAGAUCAUGGGGAAGAAGCUUGAGUGUCAGUUAAAGCUUAAAGACUCUGAGAUCAUAUUUCUUAAAGAAAAGUUUGAAGAAGCAGUGAGUCAGAACAAGUUGAUGGAGAAGAGACUAAACCAAAGCGGCCAACUUUGCAAUCCUCUGGAUCAUAAUCUUCAUCUCUCGGCGCUAAAUCCGACCCAUUUCGUUACUUAUCUGCACCACACUGUCAAAUCUAUCCGAGGAUUCGUCAAAUUGAUGGUGGAGCAGAUGAAACUCGCAGAUUGGGACAUCGACAUGGCAGCUGAAUCAAUACAGCCUGAAGUAUUCUAUUACAAGCAAGACCACAAGUGUUUCGCUUUCGAGCAUUACGUUUGCAAGAUAAUGUUUGAAGCGUUUCAUCUAGCUUACUUCUCAAACGAAUCAUCGAAGCAGAAGAAGAGCAAAGAAGACAAAGCAACGUUCUUCGAGAGAUUCACAGAGCUUAGAUCGAUGAAACCAAGAGAGUACUUAGCAUCACGACCUAAAUCAAGAUUUGCUAGAUUUUGCAGAGGCAAGUAUCUGCAGCUCAUACAUCCCAAAAUGGAGGAAGCGUUCUUCGGACAUUUGCAUCUAAGAAACCAAGUUACCGCAGGUGAGUUCCCGGAGACUAGCUUAUACACUGCGUUCGUCGAAAUGGCGAAAAGGGUUUGGCUUUUACAUUGCCUCGCUUUCUCCUUCGACCCUGAAGCUUCGAUCUUUCAAGUACCCAAAGGGUGUAGAUUCUCAGAAGUGUACAUGAAGAGCGUGGCGGAAGAAGCGUUUCUGUCGUCGGAAACUGAGCCGGGAGUUGCGUUUACGGUGGUUCCCGGGUUUAGAAUUGGUAAAACGUCGAUACAGUGUGAGGUCUAUCUCUCACAUUCACGUCAACGCCGUCCGAUCAGAUAAAAUCCCGGCAAUGAUGUCACAAGGGUAUUAGAGUAAUUUAGGUGGUGGGGAACCUUUUUUCUUUAGAAGGGGUAGGAAAAAAUAAAUGAGGAGAACAAAAAAUUACUGACCGUUGGAUUAAGGGAAGAGGCAAAGUAUGUAAAUGUGCUUUGUUGAGAUUUUUUUAUGUUAAUGGUUUUUAUUUUUUCCUUUGUCAAUAUUAGAGCAGAGAAGACAGAAGCAUCUCUUAGCUGUUUUCCAUCGAAUUAUUAUUAUUAUUACAUGAUCGUCACUCACUCA